Cuculus canorus (common cuckoo) is the source of this 2254-nucleotide messenger RNA. It is a transcript of the gene BSPRY, whose product is annotated as B-box and SPRY domain containing. Bases 202 to 1224 code for a protein of 340 amino acids. The record is from RefSeq and is a predicted model, not a curated record. Gene Ontology annotation, molecular function: protein binding. NCBI's taxonomy places the organism in Eukaryota, Metazoa, Chordata, Aves, Cuculiformes, Cuculidae. The transcript is spliced from 6 exons.
CGGGAAGGAGCGGGCGGGGCGGGCGGUGCCGGUCCCGGGGCGAGACGGAGCGCGGAAAAGAGGGAGGAGCCGGCGGUGCCGGUGCGCGGCGGUGCAGAUGCACGCAGUCCCGGUGCGGGAAGGAGCGGGCGGUGCAGGCGGAGCCGAUGCAGACGGUGCCGGUUACGGAGCGCGGAGGAGAGGGAGGAGCAGGCGGUGGCGAUGCACGCGGUGCCGAACAGGAUUGUGGACCGGUGUGAGCGGCUCCAGCUGCAGAGCGCGGCCAUCGCCCGGCACGUGGAUGAGGUGCUGCCCACCAAGGACCAAGACCUCCUGAACGCAGCCAACGCAGCACGGGAGCUGGUAAUCCAGAGGCUGAUCUUUGUGGGGAACGCGUGUGAAAAUGAAGAACAGCGGUUGCUGGAGAAGGUGCACGUGGAGGAGGAGCGGGCGCACCAGAGCAUCCUGACACAGCGGGUGCACUGGACAGAGGCUUUGCAGAAGCUGGCUGCCCUCCGGACCUACCUGGUGGACAUGAUCACCAACCUGGAUGACCAGGACCUGGUGCGUGCAGAACAAGAGAUCUUCGAGAGGACAGAGGUGGCGGAGGGAAUCUUAGAGCCGCAGGAGUCCCCAAAGUUAAACUUUAAUCAGACCUGUGUUCAGAGUCCGCUGCUGCAUCGACUGUGGGCCUCUGCUGUUCUCUGCUGUAUCGCAGGCUCUCAGGAAAUUCACAUCGAUGAGAAAACCAUCAGCCCCCACCUCAGCCUGUCAGAAGACAAGAAAACCCUAACCUUCAGCCCCAAGAAAGUAAAGGUGGACUCUGACUGCCCCGAGCGGUUUGACCACUGGCCCAACGCUUUGGCUACUGCCGCUUUCCGCUCUGGAGUCUGCGCGUGGAAGGUCCGUGUGGAGAAGAGCUGUGCCUACAAGCUGGGAGUUUGCUACAGCUCUCUGCCGCGGAAGGGCUCCAGCAAUGAAGCCCGCCUGGGCUUCAACACCGCCUCCUGGGUCUUCUCACGCUAUGACCAGGAGUUCAAGUUCCUACAUGCCGGGUGCCCACAGCUGGUGGAGCUGAUCAGGUCUCCAGCCGAGAUCGGGGUGCUGGUGGACUUUGCAGGAGGGGAGCUGCUUUUUUACGACCCCGAUUCCUGCACCAUCCUCUUCUCCCACAGGGAAACCUUCACAGAGCCCCUUUAUCCCGUCUUUGCCGUGGCACAUGAGAGCAUCUCGCUUGUCCAGUGAGCCAGGGGUGAAUAUACCGUUGUGUGUACAGCAACCGUACAUGGUACCGAGCCAUCGAGGGGGAAAGGAGCUGGGACAGGGCUACCAGCUUGUGUACAGUGGCUUCCAGACAAGAGCUGCCUCCAAACUACGUCUGUUCUUCCCGUGUUUUAUGGCAGCUUUCCUCUCCUGGAGGCUGCACCUGCUCUGUGCCCACCGUGAGGGCUCAGGAAAUCACCUGGCUCUGCCAGCCACUACUGGUGAAUCAUUUAAUCCUCUCCGACCAAGGGCAACGUUCCAGCCCGCUAUUGGACUUAGGAGAACAGAAGGAAUAUUGACAUGUGUUUGGAGAAAUGGCAGGGAGGAGGCGCAUGGAAAGGGACAUCGGUGGGGACACAGCUGGAGCUGCACUGUUGGGAGGAGCUGCCCAGGCUAAAGCAGGGAUGGUGCUGUCACCUCUGGGGGACCCACACUGGGACAGGGGCAUCCCUGAGGGGUUGUGGCUCAUGGAAGAGUCCAUGUCUUAGCAGAGGAGUAAAAGGCAAGGAGCAGCAGAAGGAAACCCAACCUGAGCUGCCCCACACCUUGCCAAAGGGAGUUGGGGGAAUGAGGGUAACGUGGUGAAAACAGGGUAGGAAGCAAGCAGAGGUGAACCAGGGAGAAGGGCAGAAGGGGUGUUUAAAACUUAUCAUCUUUAUUUCUCAAUACCCAAAUCAGUAAAGUUUGUUAAUUGGCAGUGUAUCAAAUUAAGUGAAAUUGCCCAACUCCAAGGCUGUUUUGGCUGCUGUAGGAAGCCUCAAAUCCCUCCUGGCCACUGCUGUCACAAAGAGGGAUGCUGGUGAGGUGGCAAACCUGGGGUGCAGCACGGCGUAUGUGACCUGUGUGGGGGUUUUCUGGGUGCUCUGUGUAGGAACUUCCCUGGGCUGAGCCCAACCCAGCUCUGCUGAUGCGCUGGCACAGGAGGAUGCAUGAGCCUCUCCCCAGGAUGACUGCAAAGGGAUAAACCUCACUGUCUGCUCCAUUCCCACCCCCCAGAAGGAGGCUUCUGGAU